This is a messenger RNA of Lindgomyces ingoldianus, 1365 nucleotides long. RefSeq lists its product as uncharacterized. The transcript is spliced from 3 exons. The record is from RefSeq and is a predicted model, not a curated record. NCBI's taxonomy places the organism in Eukaryota, Fungi, Ascomycota, Dothideomycetes, Pleosporales, Lindgomycetaceae. Bases 1 to 1365 code for a protein of 454 amino acids.
AUGUUCAAGCCACAGAUAUUGCGGAGGAGUUUCUCUGUCUUCAACAAGAUUCCCAAGGCCCACAUAAUCCGCUCCGCUGCCCGCGACGGACAUGAGAGAGUGCACAUCCAACGAGUGCGCUUCAAGAAGCCGUUCCUUACGCGAUCGCGCUUCAUAAGCACAGCAAUCGCUACUGCCACCAUUUACGGAGCCCUCAGAUGGCUUGACGAUGUGGGCUUCGAAGACGAAGACGACGAUGAGGUCGAAGAGGACGAAGAGGACCGAAAGCUACGGCAGGCACGCCGACGAGCAGAAUCAGAGAAGCGUGGGCAGGCUGCAGAAGCGGACCGGGAAGACUUCGAAGAAGGCGACGACGAAGACGAAGAGGAUGACGAAGAUGAAGACGAUGACGCCCAGCCACUCAUUUUCUUUCCGACCGGCUUCACGCGCGCAAAACCAAGGACAUAUUAUCGGGGCUCAGAUCCAGAGUGGCAAGAAUUCAUUCGCAUGGCGCAGGAUCGGAGUCGCAUGCAGCGAAUACAGCUCGAACUCGUAGGCAUAAUUCGCGACCUUGGCUCAAAAAGACGGGAUUACAUUCACCGUCUGGGUCGCAUCGACACUCAAGCUGGCACCUGGUGGAUUGAAAUAAAAUUUCCCGACGGUCCCCCAAUCGAAUUUGAGCGCCCCGGGAUCGAAAUCAGCGACCAUCUAACCUAUCGAUGGACGACUCGCCCUGUAGACGAAUUUCACCACCAGCGUUUAAAUAACCUCCUCUUCCCUAAGUCCGUCGCCAACUCCAUAUAUGCCGACUCGAAGAAGAAAGCAGAGAGCUCCUGGAUAGAGUUCAAGAAUCUCAUUGGCUGGGGAAACAAAAAAACCGAGACGAAGCAAACUACCAAACCACAGCUCCUAACCCAUCCUCCAACAACACCCAACAAUCCAGAGCCUCAACACGCAGGCCAAAAGUCCACCCCGUCACCGCCACCAGAUUCACCCUCGGAUUCUCCAUCCCCCCCCUCUCCGGCCAGCGAAACCCGCCCUGAAUCAUCUUCUCAACCGCCAUCCCAGAAAGAGCCUACAGCCUCUUCAACACUCGAUAAUCCCGCCUAUGAGCGCUUCGGUCUGGCUCUCCCCAGUCCCAAAACCCUAACUUUAGAUCUAUCUACCUUCCGCCAGGCGCUCCAACGGGAGUGGCAACCAUAUAAGAUUCAACCCCCACGCGGUACCUUCAUCGUCCACGGACUUGUCGAACUAAUGGGUGAAAGAGCAAAAAUGACUCUCGAUGUGACGGCCACCUAUGACCCUAGCAUGGGCAAAUUUACCAUGUUCACCGGCCGCAUACGGAGCAUUACAGAUUAUCGACAAGACCCGAAGGGAGGUCCUUAA